Trichoderma atroviride IMI 206040 is the source of this 999-nucleotide messenger RNA. RefSeq lists its product as uncharacterized. The record is from RefSeq and is a predicted model, not a curated record. Lineage: Eukaryota; Fungi; Ascomycota; Sordariomycetes; Hypocreales; Hypocreaceae. Gene Ontology annotation, molecular function: protein binding.
AUGCCUCUGAAUCAUCCAUACAAGAAGCUCCCAGUGCCUGGCGAUGCACCAUUCGAACUGAAGCCGUCGCCCGGGAAGGGAUGGGGAGCUUUUGCAAAGAGACGAAUCAGCAAAGGAGCCACGAUUUUGGCGGAAAAGCCGCUCCUUAUUAUCCAGAAGCCGGUCCAAGAGAUUACAGACCACGAUGUUGCGAUGGCCUUUCUCCAAUUGGCACCUAGAGAUAAGGAAAAGUUUCUACGCCUAGGCGACAAUGGUCCUGGGCCCUUCGAAAGCUGCUUGGCUGCCAUGGCUCAGAAUACUUUUGAGUUUCUCAUCCGAGGUAGCAAUCUUCCAGUCUACGGAUUGUUCGUCCUCUUGUCGCGCUUCAACCACUCUUGCGCACCCAAUUCCAAGGUCCCGCUUUUGGUUACAGAGCGCGGUCAAGAGACUCUUGCGAUUAUCGCGAAAAAGGACAUUAGCGUUGGCGAGGAGAUCACGUUCUCCUAUCUUCCGGGUUUCGAACUAAAGGCCCAGCAUGAGCGUCAUCGACUGCUGCAGUUUACAUGCAAAUGUGACGCCUGUCAUGCAGGCAUCGAACAAAAACAAGCCAGUGAUUUGCGCCGAACCCUCGUACGAGGACUACAAUACCUUUCACGAGGUAACGAUCCAGAUGAUCAAGCACAGGACUCUACUUUGCCAUUUUCCAUCGACCCCGAACUAAAAAAGGCAGCAGAGGAGUUGCGCAUCCCUCUCUCCUCUAGGUUCGUCUAUGAUCUUCUCAGUAUGGUUCUCUUGGAGGAGGAGGGUUUAAUGGACGAUUUAAUCGUCAAAAAAGUACAAACCGUAUCGGACUGGUUUGAAACGGAAAGUAAUGACAUGAUUGUCAAACUUGCCAUGGCUCAGACGACCUGGCGAGAGAAGUUCAACGUUGCCGCCAGGCUCUAUGGUCGAGAAGAUGCUGCCGACGAUGAUGUUGCCAAUGAGCUAAGAACGAUGCGGGACCUCAACUUGGGGCAAUGA